AUGAGCCAGAGGUUCACCGUCACCGCGCUGUCCCGGGAGGGUGCGGCCCCGGGCAGGCCAGGCGCUGCAGCCCCCCACGCACCCCCUGACCCGCUGCAGAGCGCCCGCACCCGUGGCCUCCCCGGAGAAGACGGCAGAGCCGGCGGCUCCUACUACAUGAUCUCGCGCUCCCUGGGCCCCGAGUUCGGCGGCGCCGUGGGGCUCUGCUUCUACCUGGGCACCACCUUCGCCGGCGCCAUGUACAUCCUGGGCACCAUCGAGAUCCUGCUGGCCUACAUCUUCCCGGCCAUGGCCAUCUUCAAGGGGGACGAUGCCAGCGGGGAGGCGGCGGCCAUGCUCAACAACAUGCGCGUCUACGGCACCUGCGUGCUCACUUGCAUGGCCACCGUCGUCUUCGUCGGCGUCAAGUAUGUCAACAAGUUCGCCCUGGUCUUCCUGGGCUGCGUCAUCCUCUCCAUCCUCGCCAUCUACGCCGGCGUCAUCAAGUCCGCCUUCGACCCGCCCAGCUUCCCGAUCUGCCUGCUGGGCAACCGCACGCUGUCGCGCCACGGGUUCGACACGUGCGUCAAGCUGGUGGUGGAGGGCAACGAGACGGUGGGCUCCAAGCUCUGGGAGCUGUUCUGCACCUCCCGCUUCCUCAACGCCACCUGCGACGACUACUUCACCCACAACAACGUGACCGAGAUCGAGGGCAUCCCCGGGGCCGCCAGCGGCCUGAUCCAGGAGAACCUCUGGAGCACGUACCUGGCCAAGGGCGUGAUCGUGGAGAAGCAGGGGAUGCCCUCGGUGUCCCCCUCCGACGCCCCCGUGGACCUGGACCAGCCCUACGUCUUCAGCGACAUGACCUCGUACUUCACCCUCCUAGUGGGCAUUUACUUCCCCUCCGUCACAGGGAUCAUGGCCGGCUCCAACCGCUCGGGCGACCUGCGCGACGCCCAGAAAUCCAUCCCCACCGGCACCAUCCUGGCCAUUGCCACCACGUCGGCUGUCUGGGUGGCAGUGGCAGUGGCCCUGGCGGUCUGCAAGCCCCUGCCCUGGGUGACACUGGUGCCCCUCAGGUUCGGCGAGGCGGUGAGCGGGAACCUGGUAGUGGGCACGCUGGCCUGGCCGUCGCCCUGGGUCAUCGUCAUCGGCUCCUUCUUCUCCACGUGCGGGGCAGGGCUGCAGAGCCUCACGGGCGCCCCGCGCCUCCUCCAGGCCAUCUCCCGGGACGGCAUCGUCCCCUUCCUCCGGGUCUUCGGCCACGGCAAGGCCAAUGGGGAGCCCACCUGGGCCCUGCUGCUCACCGCCUGCAUCUGCGAGAUCGGCAUCCUCAUCGCCUCCCUGGACGAGGUGGCCCCCAUCCUCUCCAUGUUCUUCCUGAUGUGCUACAUGUUCGUGAACCUGGCCUGCGCCGUGCAGACGCUGCUGCGCACGCCCAACUGGCGGCCCCGCUUCCGCUACUACCACUGGACGCUGUCCUUCCUGGGCAUGAGCCUCUGCCUGUCCCUGAUGUUCAUCUGCUCCUGGUACUACGCGCUGGUGGCCAUGCUCAUCGCCGGGCUCAUCUACAAGUACAUCGAGUACCGGGGGGCGGAGAAGGAGUGGGGCGACGGGAUCCGGGGGCUGUCGCUGAGCGCGGCGCGGUACGCCCUGCUGCGCCUCGAGGAGGGGCCUCCCCACACCAAGAACUGGCGGCCGCAGCUGCUGGUGCUGGUGCGGGUGGACCAGGACCAGAACGUGGCGCACCCGCAGCUACUCUCGCUGACCUCGCAGCUCAAGGCGGGCAAGGGGCUGACCAUCGUGGCCUCCGUGCUGGAGGGCACCUUCCUGGACAACCACCCGCAGGCCCAGCGCGCCGAGGAGUCCAUCCGCCGUCUGAUGGAGGCCGAGAAGGUGAAGGGCUUCUGCCAGGUCGUGAUCUCCUCCAACCUGCGCGACGGCAUGUCCCACCUCAUCCAGUCCAGUGGGCUGGGGGGGCUGCAGCACAACGCGGUGCUGGUGGGCUGGCCGCGCAGCUGGCGUCAGAAGGAGGACCACCAGACCUGGAGGAACUUUAUCGAGCUGGUGCGGGAGACCACGGCCGCGCACCUGGCGCUGCUGGUCACCAAGAAUGUGGCCAUGUUCCCGGGGAACCAGGAGCGCUUCGCCGAGGGCCACAUUGACGUCUGGUGGAUCGUGCACGAUGGCGGCAUGCUGAUGCUGCUGCCCUUCCUGCUGCGGCACCACAAGGUUUGGCGCAAGUGCAAGAUGCGCAUCUUCACGGUGGCGCAGAUGGACGACAACAGCAUCCAAAUGAAGAAGGACCUGACCACCUUCCUCUACCACCUGCGCAUCACCGCCGAGGUCGAGGUGGUCGAGAUGCAUGAGAGCGAUAUCUCGGCCUACACCUACGAGAAGACGCUGGUGAUGGAGCAGCGCUCCCAGAUCCUCAAGCAGAUGCACCUGACCAAGAACGAGCGGGAGCGGGAGAUCCAGAGCAUCACAGACGAGUCCCGCGGCUCCAUCCGGCGCAAGAACCCGGCCAACACGCGGCUGCGGCUCAGCGUCCCCGAGGAGCAGGUGGGCGACGGCGAGGAGAAGCCGGAGGAGGAGGUGAGGAACCAGUCCAAUGUGCGGCGGAUGCACACAGCCGUGAAGCUCAACGAGGUCAUCGUCAAGAAGUCCCAGGACGCCAAGCUGGUCCUGCUCAACAUGCCUGGGCCACCCCGCAACCGCAAGGGCGACGAGAACUACAUGGAGUUCCUGGAGGUGCUGACGGAGCACCUGGACCGGGUGCUGCUGGUGCGCGGCGGGGGCCGGGAAGUCAUCACCAUCUACUCGUGAGGCCUGCACCGCGCCGGCACAAGGCGUUCGUGCCCGGGAGCCCCCGCCCUGCCUGCCCUGCCCGGCUCCUGGAGGGGCUGAGGGCGGCGCCGGCGGGC
Gavialis gangeticus (Gharial) is the source of this 2903-nucleotide messenger RNA. RefSeq names its product solute carrier family 12 member 5 (gene SLC12A5). Bases 1 to 2805 code for a protein of 934 amino acids. The transcript is spliced from 19 exons. Gene Ontology annotation, biological process: chloride ion homeostasis; potassium ion homeostasis; cell volume homeostasis. Gene Ontology annotation, cellular component: membrane. The record is from RefSeq and is a predicted model, not a curated record. Gene Ontology annotation, molecular function: potassium:chloride symporter activity. NCBI's taxonomy places the organism in Eukaryota, Metazoa, Chordata, Crocodylia, Gavialidae.